Messenger RNA from Struthio camelus australis, 2662 nucleotides. RefSeq names its product solute carrier family 2, facilitated glucose transporter member 5. Gene Ontology annotation, cellular component: plasma membrane. Gene Ontology annotation, biological process: monosaccharide transmembrane transport. NCBI's taxonomy places the organism in Eukaryota, Metazoa, Chordata, Aves, Struthioniformes, Struthionidae. Gene Ontology annotation, molecular function: hexose transmembrane transporter activity. The record is from RefSeq and is a predicted model, not a curated record.
GCAUGCGUGUGGUGCACCUUGCAUGUAGAGGAAAAAGAGUAUAUGCUUAGGUAUAAAAACAAUGUUUUCCGUGUGCUAGCAAAACAUGAGCCAGAAGAGAUGAACCUGUUGUCUGCGACGUGCAGAAAUGCCUUGAGCAAGUUGAUCUGUGCUGGGCAGGACAGUGAGCAGCAUUCCAGACCGGGGGCAGAGGUGUAGUUUGUGGCUGCAAGAGGAUUAAUGCAGUCUAUGGCCCAUGGCAAAAAACCUCUCUGCCAGGCUGGGCCGCGUUCUCUCCGCAGAACGCCCCAUUCUCCCUGGAAUUCGGUGGUCGGCAGACUCGAGCGGUUGCCAGGCUGCCUCUCCGGCGGCAGACGUCCACGGCUGCGUAACAGCUGCAGCAUGAAGGAGCAGAAACUCUACUGCUGUAGACCCGUCCUACCUGCGUGUGCACAGCUCAUCCAGCAGCUUCUGUGAUUGUUUGCCCCUUCCUCUUGGACAGAUGAGCCUGUUGCCCCUCUAGUUAAGUAACACCUCUGUUCCGGAUCUGGCAAAAGCACGUUUGACCAAGGAGAAGAAAGAGAAGACGCAAGAGAAACAUGCAGCAUUGGAAGAUGAGUGGAUGACAAACUACUUCAGCCAGUAGAGCUUAUUGAUCGGAUGACGAACUACUUGACUUUGGCCGGUAGAGCUUGUCAUUGAUUGGAUGCUUCCUCAGAAGUCACUGGGUGGAUUUUCUGUCUAUGUAGGGAGUUUCCAUUCCCUGUGUAGUAUGUUUUGACUAUAAAAGCCUGUACUCAGCAUCUGUGACUCAAAUACCAAAAUGAAGCUGAAAAGGGGUAAAGGGGAGAGCUCUGACACUGAUGAAGGUCCGAAGGGGAAAAUGACACUUUUGCUCGCAAUGGUAACGCUGAUAUCUGCCUUUGGAUCAUCUUUCCAGUACGGCUACAACGUCUCUGUGAUCAAUUCUCCAGCCCCGUACAUGCAAGCCUUCUACAACCAAACGUACCUGGAGAGGAAUGGAGAACCUAUGGACGGUGCCUUCCAGACGCUGCUCUGGUCUCUCACUGUGUCUAUGUUCCCGCUGGGAGGUUUCUUUGGGUCGCUCGUGGUGGCACCUCUGGUUAACAGGUGUGGUCGAAAGGGCACCUUGCUGAUAAAUAACCUCUUCUCCAUUGUUGCUGCAAUCCUUAUGGGAACCUCAGAGGUAGCAAAAACCUUUGAAGUAAUCAUCCUUUCACGUGUUAUCAUGGGAAUAUAUGCUGGCCUGGCCUCCAACGUGGUUCCCAUGUUCCUGGGAGAAAUAUCCCCCAAAAAUCUGAGAGGUGCUAUCGGGAUAAUACCCCAGCUCUUUAUCACCGUUGGAAUCCUUGUCGCUCAGGUCCUUGGCCUCAACAGCAUCCUUGGGAAUGCUGAAGGCUGGACAGUGCUGCUGGGGCUCACUGGGAUCCCAUCAUUAAUUCAGCUCCUUAUAUUGCCCUUUUUCCCUGAGAGUCCCCGAUACCUGCUCAUACAAAAGGGCAAUGAAGAGCAAGCACGGCAAGCUCUGCAGAAGUUGAGAGGCUGGGACGAUGUGGAUGAUGAGAUAGAAGAAAUGCGUGAGGAAGACCGGUCGGAAAAGGAAGAAGGGCGGUUCUCUGUGCUCAGCCUGUGCACCUUCAGAGGCUUGCGAUGGCAGCUCAUCUCCAUCGUUGUCAUGAUGAUGGGUCAGCAGCUCUCUGGGAUUAAUGCGGUCUUCUACUACGCAGACAGAAUCUUCUUGUCAGCAGGCGUGGACAAAAAUAACGUUCAAUACGUCACUGUCUCGAUAGGUGCCGUCAACGUCGUCAUGACUUUCCUUGCUGUUUUCAUUGUGGAGUCAGUGGGGAGGAGAAUCCUUCUCCUUGCUGGCUUUGGAUUGUGCUGUCUCUCCUGUGCAGUGUUAACGCUGGCCCUCAAUCUCCAGACGGCUCUCUCGUGGAUGUCUUACAUCAGCAUAGUGUGUGUCAUUGUUUACAUCAUUGGACAUGCUAUCGGAGCCAGUCCAAUUCCCUUUGUGUUGAUCACUGAGAUGUUCCUGCAGUCAUCCCGACCCGCAGCAUUCAUGGUGGGUGGAUCUGUGCACUGGCUGUGCAACUUCACCGUGGGGCUUGUGUUCCUCUAUAUGGAGGCUGGACUGGAGGCCUACAGCUUCCUCAUUUUCUGUGCCAUCUGCCUGGCCACUAUGAUUUACGUCUUCAUUAUCGUCCCUGAGACGAAGAACAAAACCUUCAUGGAAAUCAACAGAAUCAUGGCCAAGAGAAACAAGGUGGAGAUUCAGGCAGAAAAAGAAGAGCUCAAGGAUUUCCAGACUGUCCCAGAGGAGCAGGCAGAGAAGAAAGUAGUCUUCAGCAGUCACCUGUGACCCAGUCCAGCAUUUGGCCUGUCCCAGGCAUGUUCAGGAUCUGUUCAGUAGGAGAACAGCUAUGUGGCUUGAUCUUGACCUUCCUUCAGACUCUUUGCACACUUCUCUUGCAGAUGAGUGAGGAGUGAUGCCCUUCCUUCAUAAGGGAGAAGCAGCAAUAUGUUUUAUUGAGAUAAGAUAGUGAUUUAACAAAGUUCAAUUGUAAAUAAAACAGUGAUUUAACAAGGGUUGAUGGCAAGGUUCACCUGUUUGUUUACUGCAUGGAAGACCAGAUCAGAUAAAAGUGUCAAGGAGACCCUC